CUCCUUCUCCAAGGCGAUCAAUCGGAUCUCAGGCGGACUACAAGCAAUCUCUUACGUAGACAUUCACAAGGAGAGAGCUAACACAACAACACGGCUGAUCCCGCUCAACAAAUUUACCUGGUUGCUGAACCAUGUCGUUGAGCCCAAAGCACACAACGCCUUUUUCAGUGACAGAUAUUUUGAGUCCUAUCGAGGAGACCUACAAGAAGUUUAGUGGCAUGGAUAGCACAGGAAACCUCACUUCUCCUUUGGGAACUUACCGCCAGCCUCAGGUUUCCCAGCCUGGCAUGCAGCAGCACUCCAUGGGCCACAACGCCACUGUCGCGACAACCUACCACAUGCCCCACAGUGUGUCCCAGUUCUCUCACGGUGCCAUGGGAGGCUACUGCAAUGGGGGCAUUGGCAACAUGGGGGACCUCCCUUCGUACCAAGAGACCAUGAGAAAUAGCGCAGCGGCAACUGGAUGGUACGGAGCAAACCCCGACCCCAGAUACUCAACAAUUUCUAGAUUCAUGGGACCUUCCACAGGCAUGAAUAUGACCGGAAUGGGGACCUUAACUGGCAUGGCGGACGCCGCCAAAUCGAUGGCACCUUUACACGCGGCUCCUAGGAGAAAGAGACGGGUUCUUUUCUCACAGGCUCAGGUCUACGAGCUUGAAAGACGAUUCAAGCAACAGAAAUACCUCUCGGCGCCCGAAAGGGAGCACCUGGCGAGCAUGAUUCACCUCACCCCGACCCAGGUCAAAAUCUGGUUUCAGAACCACCGCUACAAGAUGAAGAGGCAGGCCAAGGACAAAGCGUCGCAGCAGCUGCAGCAGGAGGGUAACUUGUGCCAGCAGCAGCAGCAGUCGCCGCGGCGGGUGGCGGUGCCGGUGCUGGUGAAGGACGGCAAACCUUGUCAGAAUGGGUCCAACACGCCGACACCAAGCCAGCAGCAGGUCCAGCAGCAGCAGAACGGCUCCGGGGGUGUCCUCCCAGUUUCCAGCAACUCACUCAGUCAACACCAGAGCCAACAGGUGAACCCCUUAGCCCAGGCCCAAGACCUAGAGGAAAUGUCACCAAGCCCUCCAUCUCUACACAGCCAAAUCAGUAACAUGGCUCAGAUAGACACGUCUACUGUAGAUUACACCAGUAACAUGGUCAGCUCAAACCUGCUUUAUGGCAGAACAUGGUAGGACAGACCCUUGUUCGAUGUGAUUUGAUUUUUAUUUUUUACGCUGGAGAUGCACACGAGGCCAAGAGCAAAAAUAAAACAUGUAUCAUGUUUGUAUUUCCUGCUGUGAAGACCAUAGCCUUCCAACGACGAGAAGGACUAUAUAUAUUUAAGAAGACCGCCUAUUUGGGGGUCAUCAUUUCCUGACUUUUACUGCGCGACACUUUUUGAACACUAACGAAAGGGUUGCCGGUGAAACUAUGUGUGUUGUUGAUUUUUAUUUUGGGAGGGGGCGGGGGGGGGCGACUUCCUAAUGAUGUUAAUGUAGUAAACGCUGUUAACAGGAAUGUGAAUGCUGCUCUACAUUUGGUGCCCAAACGACGUGGGGAAUGGUACGAGCAAAAGAGAAACGGGAGGCGGGGGUAAACAGUUCAGGUAUUAACCUUUCUAAAGGUUACUGUAAAACCACAAUACUUACAGUAUUCUACCCGAUAUUUUAUGACAUAAAAAUAUUGUAAAAAAUUAGAACUUUAGAAUUAACAGAAGUAGAAACUGUAUAUUUGGCUAACACCGAAGAAUGAGAUUACUGUAUUAUACUGUUUUAAAGGAAAAAAUACUUUUUUUUUUCCUUUUUGUAAUUUAAAAAAAAAACGAAGACUCGCGAUGGCUGCUGUAUAUAUGUUUCAAACCCAUUGAACGUUAACAAUAAAUCACUUGAAGUGCAA
Lepisosteus oculatus (spotted gar) is the source of this 1878-nucleotide messenger RNA. RefSeq names its product homeobox protein Nkx-2.4. Gene Ontology annotation, molecular function: RNA polymerase II cis-regulatory region sequence-specific DNA binding; DNA-binding transcription factor activity, RNA polymerase II-specific. Gene Ontology annotation, biological process: regulation of transcription by RNA polymerase II; cell differentiation. Lineage: Eukaryota; Metazoa; Chordata; Actinopteri; Semionotiformes; Lepisosteidae. Gene Ontology annotation, cellular component: nucleus. The record is from RefSeq and is a predicted model, not a curated record.